Messenger RNA from Pyricularia grisea, 2269 nucleotides. RefSeq lists its product as uncharacterized. Gene Ontology annotation, molecular function: copper ion binding; oxidoreductase activity. The transcript is spliced from 3 exons. Lineage: Eukaryota; Fungi; Ascomycota; Sordariomycetes; Magnaporthales; Pyriculariaceae. The coding region runs from base 1 to 2079 and encodes 692 amino acids. The record is from RefSeq and is a predicted model, not a curated record.
AUGGAUCCAGAAUCGCGCUCUAGAGAAGAGCGCGAAGAGCUGCUGGCGGCCGACGAUCCAGACCACGAUGUGUCGUCCAAGGAGGACGAAGAGGGCCUGCUCCCGCAUCGGCCCGCCCCGCCCAGGCGCAGGUUGGGGUCAUCGAUAGCGAUGCUUUUUCUGGUCGCUUUUUCGCUCAUCCUGCUCGGUGGCGCCGCCCUGUCGGGCAUGACGGUGAUGCAGACGGAGCCGCCCGCGCCGCCGUCCCCGCCGGCUGCCGACGAUCCCGGCAAGGCGAAAACGCCAGAGGAGACGGGCAAAUCUGGGAUUUUACCCCCGUUCGACGAUUUUGAUUUGAGAAAGACGAAUUUCUUUGUUACGGAUCAGGAUGCCGAGGUGCGACAGUACGAAUUCAACAUUACGCGCGUCGAGGUGGAGGGUCCGGAUGGGGUUAAAAAAUCAAUGGUGCUUGUCAACGGGCAGAGUCCGGGUCCGUUGAUUGAGGCUAAUUCGGGUGAUUUGCUCAAGGUGGUUGUGCACAACUCGAUGCCUGGCGACGAGAGGACAACCAUUCAUUGGCACGGAAUCGACCAGCGGGAUAGCGUUCAGAUGGACGGAGUUUGGGGUGUUACUCAAUGCGGAAUUCCCCCAGGCGAGAGCUACACCUACGUGUUUGGUGUGCCAAAUCAAAGAGGAACGUUCUGGUACCAUGCACAUGUCUCGGUGCAAUAUACCGAUGGGUUAUACGGUCCUAUAAUCAUCCACGACCCCACCGAAAAGGUUCCCAAGGUCGAGGAGGAUAGGAUUAUCAUGAUUGGCGAUAUGCAUCACAUGGAUGGCAGACAGGCAGUCAAGGAAUAUCUGAGUACGUCAUCGAGUUGGAGCCCCGGGAUAACGGGCAUGGAGCCCUACCCUGACAAUAUCAUCAUCAACGGUCGCAACGUCUUCAACUGUAGUCAACCCGAAGACGAAGUCGUCGGCAAACGGCAUGAAGGGGAGGAGAUGAAGUGUGCUAGUGGUACCCGUUUCAACUCGCGCAUCAGGAGCAACACUGCAGCUCGACUUCGUAUUAUCAGCCACAGCUCCAACACCCCGAUGUGGUUCACCGUCGACAACCACACGCUCGAGAUAGUCGAGAUGGACGGCGUCGAGGUCGAGCCCGUGGCCACCACCAAAAUCUUCAUCAACCCUGGCCAGAGAUACUCGGCAAUCCUGCGUGCCAACCAGACGGCCGGAAACUAUCUGAUGCGUGCAAUCGCGACGUGCGCCAUGUUGGAUCCAAACCCACACUCCAACUUUGCCAGCGUAAACUCUCAAGGAACGGCUAUCCUUUCCUACGAUGAUGUCGACGCCGGUGCUGCUCCAAUCGGAAAGGCGUGGGAUCUGGGGGCAUUUGUGGCCAGUGAAGAUGUCGGGACUGAGCCUUGGCACAACAGAUGCGCAGAUUUGCCGUUCGAUUUAACCAAACCCAUGAGGCCUAUCGAUGCGUACGAGGUCGGAGAGAAGAAUAAGCAUUAUUUUAUGUUUAGGUUUGUUGAUGAUGGCAAGGGCGUCCAGCGAACCUCGAUCAACGACACUAUCUUCAACCCCCUCGACAACGAGGCCACAAUCUGGCAAGUCCCCGACUUUGACGAAGCCGCGGCGGCAGCAUCCUCCGCAGACUCAACCAUACCCCUCGGUGGCGUCUUCCAGCCAAAUCAGCACGUCCUCUACUCGGCCGACGAGACCAAGGGAGCCGAGAUCGCCAUCAGCGCCGGCAACAUGAUGGGUCACCCUUGGCACCUGCACGGACAGCAGUUCCAAAUCGUAGGCUGGGGUAAGGGCGAGUUUGGCAAGUCCAAGACGACGUGGAACUUGAAAAACCCUAUCAGGAGAGACACCGUCACGGUCGCGGGCCAUUCGCACGUCGUCAUCCGCUACGCCGCCGAUAACCCGGGCGUAUGGGCUCUUCAUUGUCAUAUUCAGUGGCAUGCCGAGGGUGGAAUGUUCAUGCAGACAGCUCAACGUGUCGGCGCUCUAAAGAAGCUUAUAGAUGGGAUGGGGGCGCAAGGGACCGAUGAUGUUCGACGUAAAUUUUGCAAGCAGCCGGUUAAACCGUAAAUCGUGUGUUGUUUAGAGAAAGGAUUGUUCCAUGUUUGCUUUUUUUGUUUCUAUAUUCGUUUUCCUCAUUCUUUUCUGCAUUUCAAGAUACCCAGCGAUGCUGUUGUAUUCCAUUCAUUAGUGCUGGGCACUUUCUUUUUGUACAUAUCCUGCCAGUUGAAUGAUUUGAAUCCAGCGUCUUACUUUUGGA